AUGCAGCACUACGGGGUGAAUGGCUACUCGCUGCAUGCCAUGAACUCGCUCAGCGCCAUGUACAACCUGCACCAGCAGGCGGCCCAGCAGGCCCAGCACGCCCCCGACUACCGGCCUUCGGUGCAUGCGCUCACACUGGCCGAGCGCCUGGCUGACAUCAUCUUGGAGGCCCGCUAUGGCUCCCAGCACCGCAAACAGCGUCGCAGCCGCACAGCGUUCACGGCUCAGCAGCUCGAGGCCCUGGAAAAGACCUUCCAGAAGACUCACUACCCGGACGUGGUGAUGCGUGAGAGGCUGGCCAUGUGCACCAACCUGCCUGAGGCCCGGGUGCAGGUGUGGUUCAAGAACCGCAGGGCCAAGUUCCGGAAGAAGCAGCGCAGCCUGCAGAAAGAGCAGCUCCAGAAGCAGAAGGAGGCUGAGGGAUCCCAUGGGGAAGGCAAGACUGAGGCCCCAACCCCAGACACCCAGCUGGAGACUGACCAGCCCCCCAACUUGCCCAGCAGCGACCCCCCUGCUGAGCUUCACCUGAGCCUGUCUGAGCAGUCGGCCAGUGAGUCGGCCCCUGAAGACCAGCUGGACCGGGAGGAAGACCCCCGGGCAGGGACUGAGGAUCCCAAGACCGAGAAGAGCCCUGGGGCUGAGAGCAAGGGGCUGGGCUGCAAGAGGGGCAGCCCCAAGGCAGAUUCCCCGGGCACCCUGGCCCUGACGCCUGCAGCCCCGGGGGCUGGCCUCCUGGGCCCCUCCCACUCCUACUCCUCCUCCCCGCUGAGCCUCUUCCGUCUGCAGGAGCAGUUCCGCCAGCACAUGGCCGCCACCAACAACCUGGUGCACUACUCCUCCUUUGAAGUGGGGGGCCCGGCCCCUGCUGCCGCUGCAGCCGCCGCCGCUGCUGCUGUGCCCUACCUGGGCGUUAACGUGGCCCCGCUGGGAUCACUGCACUGCCAGUCCUACUACCAGUCGCUGUCAGCGGCCGCCGCUGCCCACCAGGGCGUGUGGGGGUCCCCACUGCUGCCUGCGCCCCCUGCAGGCCUGGCACCUGCCUCGGCCGCCCUGAACAGUAAAACCACAAGCAUCGAGAACCUGCGGCUUCGGGCCAAGCAGCAUGCAGCAUCCCUGGGACUUGAUACGCUGCCUAACUGA
Rangifer tarandus platyrhynchus (Svalbard reindeer) is the source of this 1140-nucleotide messenger RNA. The record is from the annotation of a GenBank genome assembly. Lineage: Eukaryota; Metazoa; Chordata; Mammalia; Artiodactyla; Cervidae.